This is a messenger RNA of Mercurialis annua (annual mercury), 3687 nucleotides long. RefSeq lists its product as uncharacterized. Bases 1121 to 3322 code for a protein of 733 amino acids. Lineage: Eukaryota; Viridiplantae; Streptophyta; Magnoliopsida; Malpighiales; Euphorbiaceae. The record is from RefSeq and is a predicted model, not a curated record. The transcript has 4 exons.
AUUUGUUUGUUUUCAAAUAAAUUCUCACUCAAGAUUCAUUCCUCUUCAUCUCUUCCUUGUCUUCAUUAUCCUACCCAAAACCAACUCAAUUUCCAUUAUUAUUUUUAUCAUUUUUUUCAAAACAAAUAUCACAAACUAGUUUUAAACCAGUUGAGUUGUGUAACCCAAUCCUAAAGUGGGUCAGGUCUCCCUUUUAUUUGUACUCAUUGAAAUCGUUGCAUGUGUGAUCUAUAGGUCUGUGUCAGCUCCCUGACAUACCUAUUCUGGAUUGUGUUCUCUCUAUUAUCAAUUCUGCCAUCAAUUAUUCUUUUCAGUUCUUUGUUUUUCAUUUUACUUGCAAGUUUUAAUGUCUAAUAAUAUUAUAAUAUGAUCCCAUGUUACAAGCAUUUGUCUAAAUUCUCAUUCUUGAUUUAAUAAAAAAAGAUUGUUUUUUUAGUUACCCAUUUGGAUUUUUUUAAUUUAUUCAUCUGUACAAGUAAGAAAUUUGUUGGCUUUCCUAUUUUGGGUUUUUCAUAUUAAUUGCUAAUGUUUUGUUUUUGCAUAAACUGCCAAAUGCUAUUAUCAGUUACAGAUUUAGAGUCAUUUUCUUUUCUGGGUUGUUGAGUUUUUAGUACAUUUCACUUGUUAUCUGUCCAAGCUGUACCCAUUAUUAUUACUUCCAUUUUUAUUAUUAACCUUCUUAGAAAAAAUAUUAAGUGUGUGAUUAGUUUAUAUUCUUGAUUAAUUAAAAAUCUAAUCUUUCGUUGGUGCCUUGUUAGCUUAAUGCAUUUGCAUGUUAGUUGCUCUGUUUUCUUUUGUCAUUUUUUGUUAAAGAAUUUUCAGUUCAUUAAGCUAGCUUUCACAUCAUUUUCAAAUCUGAAUCUUGAGCCUAUUUUUUGUCUCUCUCUCUCUCUAGAGUCAAGAUUAAACCUUUUGUUUGUGUAUUUUGGUCACAAAAAUCAUCUGGGUCUAAGCUGGAAUCCUCCAUAUUUUGUGGGUUUUUGAUUUCACAAUCUGGGUAUUGAAAAAAUCUUUGCUUUUUAGUUUUCUUAGCCUAAAGUUUAAUACUUUAAUGUAUAAAACAGAAAUUCUGCAAGUGGGUAUAUUGAACUGAUGCAAAUUGAAAGUGUGGUGCUUAGAAAUGGCAAAUCUUGUUCCUGGUGUGCUGCUCAAGCUUUUACAACAUAUGAACACAGAUGUGAAAGUUGCUGGUGAGCAUAGAUCAUCUUUAUUGCAAGUUGUGAGUAUUGUACCAGCUUUAGCAGGAGGUGAGCUAUUUCCAAAUCAAGGGUUUUAUCUCAAGGUAUCAGAUUCAUCUCAUGCUACUUAUGUGUCUUUGCCUGAUGAGCAUCAUGACUUAAUUCUUAGUGAUAAGAUUCAGUUAGGUCAGUUUGUUCAUGUUGAGAGGCUUGAAGCAGCCUCACCUGUCCCUAUACUUAUUGGUGUUAGGCCUGUUCCAGGGAGGCACCCUUGUGUUGGUAGCCCUGAGGAUAUUGUAGCAACUCAUUCCCUUGGGUUUCUUAAUAAUAAUCAUCAUUCGAAUUCGGGUUCCGGUUCGAAGUACUUAGCGAAAAUUAAAACGCCUGUGAAGGAGAAACCAGUUGGGAUUAGAUUGAAUGGGAAUGCUAGUAAGGAGGAUUUGUUAGAUAAGAAAAUCUCAUCUUUGAGUAGGUCAAAGUCUCAAUUGUCAAAAUUUUCACUUAAUUUGGACUUGAAAAAGGAGAGUUUAGCAAAAGUGAAAUUAUCAGGUUCAAGAUCAAUUCCUUCAUCACCAACAAGUUGUUAUUCACUUCCUACAUCGUUUGAGAAAUUUUCUAGUGGGGUUAAGCAGCAAGCAAAAGUAAAAGGAUUAGACAAGGGAUCAAAUAAGAAGGGAGUCGUGGAAAAGGCGAAUUCUGUUCACGGGGCAAGUCCUACUGCAAAGAGGGUACCGGUCAUCAAGAAUAUUGUUCACGGGUUUGAGCUAGGAGCUAAAGCUUUAAGGAAGAGCUGGGAAGGGAAUAUGGAAGUGAAGAGCAAGGAUAAUUCAAAAUUGAGGCCUACCAAAUAUGAUCCGAAGACUGAAGUUCGGAGUAGCUCUCAGGCUCCUAGAAAAAGCACAUCAAGUGAGAGGUCGACAUCUAAAGAAGAUACUAAGUCCCAAUUAUCUGCCAAGUUUUCUAAAGAGGAAAACCGAAAUUCAAUAUCUACAAAGAAGGUCACUGCCAAUGGAAAUUCAGAUGAUCAAGAAAAGUCAAAUAAGCCGAGAACACCUAUAGGGAAGAAAUCAUCAGGAGACCUUGCUAAUAAUGGCUUCCCGGGAAACUUGGUCAAGGUUCCAAUUAAUAGUAGGAAACUGACUGAGGGAAAUGUUACAUGGAGUUCGCUCCCUUUUUCUCUUGCUAAGCUUGGAAAGGAAGUUAUGAAGCAUAGAGAUGCUGCACAGACGGCAGCAAUAGAGGCUAUGCAAGAGGCGUCUGCUUCAGAGAGCUUACUUCGAUGUCUAAGUGUAUACUCUGAGCUAACUUCCUCUGCUAAAGAAGAUAACCCACAACCUGCAGUGGAGCAGUUCUUGACCCUCCAUUCAAGCUUGAACAAUGCUCGCACAGUUGCGGACUCUCUGUCUAAAAUUAUUCCCGCUGGUUCAUCUCCAGAUUCCGAUGUCAACCCAUCUGAAGAAGUACUGAAGAUCACAUCAGAUAGACGUAAACAUGCAGCCUCUUGGUUCCAAGCUGCAUUGGCUACCAAUCUCUCAUCCUUUUCUGUAUUUACCAAAGAAACUUCUUCAGCUCCUACUCAAGGCCAAAAGUCUUCCUGUGGUGGUAAUCAACCCAUUUUAGUCCUUGAAAAUUCUUCAAAAAAUGCGGCAACAAAAACUCAGGUGAAAAACCGUCCAGUGAUUGGGUCCAAGCUUGUAGCAACAGGAGCUUUCCGUAAAUCAGGGGAUAACUCUACCAAUAGUCAGAAAAUGCAGCCGCAACCUAUCCCCGAGUGGAUUAGAGGAAACGGCCUCGACGAGGCCGUAGACUUGGCUGAAAUGUUACGGAUGGAGUCCCAAGAUUGGUUCCUUGGAUUUGUGGAGAGAUUCUUGGAUGCCGACGUAGAUUCGUCAACUUUGUCGGAUAACGGUCAAAUAGCAGGCAUGUUGACUCAGCUGAAGAGUGUGAAUGACUGGUUAGAUGAGAUCGGAUCAAGCAAAGACGAAGGAGAAUCACCGAAUGUUUCUUCAGAAACCGUCGACCGGCUAAGAAAGAAGAUAUACGAGUAUCUUCUAACACAUGUUGAAUCUGCUGCCGCAGCAUUAGGCGGCGGAUCACAAUCGUCACCAAGUAUGCGAAGUAUAGAAACGAAAACAAAAAGGUGAUACUUGAUAUGAUUAGUUUGCCGCUUAUGAUUGAAUGUGGUGGUGCAUAUAAAAAAUAGAAGAAAAUGAUGAUCCCUUAAUAGUUUGUCCUUGACCACCAAGUGGGAUAAAGGACUGAGUUGUUCUAAUUUGUGUACAUGAGUUGGAGGUAUAGAUGGUUUGGUUUCACUAUUGAAUUAUCAAAGAAAGCAUUUCAUUUUUUUCUGUUAUUUUCUGAAAUGGUACAGAUCAAAACAGUGAUAAGAUGUAAUUUAUUUUGUUGAUCUUGUUUAGAAGGAAAGAUUAGUGAAUAUUUCAUUCAAAACACUAACCAUUGUUCUAAGUUGACUCUUAUUUGUACAAGAAUUAGCAAAUCUUUUUUGUGA